This is a messenger RNA of Gadus morhua (Atlantic cod), 7089 nucleotides long. RefSeq lists its product as uncharacterized. NCBI's taxonomy places the organism in Eukaryota, Metazoa, Chordata, Actinopteri, Gadiformes, Gadidae. The record is from RefSeq and is a predicted model, not a curated record. The transcript has 2 exons. The coding region runs from base 54 to 4424 and encodes 1456 amino acids.
CCGUGUCAGGAUAACAUCGUUAACAGAGACCACCUGACGGUAAGGCAAGACAGAUGGACGCAGUGGAGAAAACUCUCACUUACAGAGAUGACACCGUGCUGUACGGAAAGCGGCUCCCAACGGACCAGGACAAGUACCCCCCAAAGACCCAACCGGACGAGCCCAAUUAUGUGGAUUUGGUUGACAUGAAAUCGGAUGGCACAAAACCCGUUAAAGGGACUUUUCCCGGGGAAGCCGAUCAGCGUGACUUUAUCCAACGAGAUAUAAGCGCAUUGGCACCGAAUGAUUUCCCCGGCAAGGGUGUCUGUGAUUGCAAAGUGAAUGCAGAGGAUUUCCCGGGAGAAUAUUUCCAGGACAGGUGGUUCGACAUGACGGUCACCGAUGAGGUCGCCGAGGAAGCGCGGUUACUUGGGGGGAACGGUCCGGACACCAACACGGAGCCGGGGGGGACCGCGCUGCCCCGAAAUGAACACGACCCGCGCGCUGGCAGCGAAAGUAUUUGUAGCAGAAGUGAUGACAUGGAAUACACGGACAUGUACUUGAACAGCAAAACGGAGUCGGACCACGACGACGAGAGCGAGGGGCUGUCGGAGCCCCACGAGCCCGAGCAGGUGGAGGACGAGUCCCACUACAUCACCACGCACGAGAUCCAGCUCACCGAGCUAGACCACGACGUGGACUACGACCACCACGGACGAGGGGACUGCGAGGACGACAACCUGGUGUACACGUUCGUGGACUACGCUCUGUUCGAGAGCGACGAGACCCAGGGAGACAGCGGCUGCAUGGGGAUAAAAAACAAGACGAUGCUGAACAUUACGCACGAGUACAAAGGAGCCGCGGCGGACGCGGGGCGGGAGAGCGACUCGGACAACAGCUCGGACGAGAGCGUGUUUAAAAACGAGUGCGUGAACACGCAUCAGGAAAGGUUGAUUCACUUGUCGAUCAAACCCGCGGCCAGGACCACGGAGGACAGCUCGGACAACUUCUCAGCCAAUGGGAACGCGUGCGGGCACGUCCAGCCGGCGCCGUACCGAGGCCGCUUUCUGACAAACAUUAACCCGCGAGGGUGUGAUUUUAUCCCCGCUCCGGGACGACAGCAUCUCGCCACCAAACUGCGGUGGAAAGAUGUCAACUCCAGCGGCGCGUCGAGUUCCAUCAGCGAGCUGGACGACGCCGACAAGGAGGUGCGUAAUUUAACGUCCAAGACGUUCCGCAGCCUGGCCUGUCCUUAUUUUGAUGCUAUCAAUAUGAGCACUUCCAGUGAGUCCUCAAUGUCGGAAUACGGGCUAGGGCUCAACAAGUGGUCUGCUUUUGUCAACUUAAACCACGGUAAUAUCUCACAGCAAACCGAACGCGGGGUCUUUGCGCGCAAGAGUUCCAGCGCCACGUUCGCACUGAACAACGCCGCUGACAGUAAGACUAAAGAGAGCAACCCGAAGACUCCCCAAACCAAGUUCGACGCGGCUAACAAAAACGAAGCGCGUUCUAAACAACCUUCUUCGUCCUCCAACAUAACACAAGCAGAACAACCCCAGAGGGGUGACGUUUUCACGUUAACGGAAACGAUUAACUUCCAGGUCGAAGCGGAGUUACCAGAAAGUACGAGACAGUCCAAAUGUUCUAAAGGUGUGCAAGGGUCGUCUCGCACCAAAGAGGGCGUGGCGAAGGGAAACACUCAAAAGCGGGCAACGUUUGCGUCGAGUCACUUGAAAAAUGUUAUUUCCAAAAAAAUGCAAUUUGAAAGUGAUCGCCAACUAGAAAGGGGCGACUUCGCCUCACGUUCUCCGUGCUCACAAUGCAGAGUACAGGAACACAGUCAGGGAAGAGGGCUGCACAGGCAGUCCUCAGAGUCAGGCUCAGAGUUCACCGUCAACUCUCUCGACGAAAUUGGUUAUGAAGGCAUGAGGCCUCACUCCUGCGAGACCAGAGAAGACGAGAAAAAAACACAUUUCCCAGAGAGGGGGGGCAUUGAGAACCUUGAUCCGUUGGAAACCCACAAAGCUGGGCUCAACCACAGCCAGUGUAGCGCCUUCACGUUACUAAGAGGUGAGGUGGAGGCUCAAAAGGCACCUCAGGGUGCCCAUGACACCACCCCCGCCACAGCACCUACAGAGAAGGAAGCCCCCGAUGGCAGCGGUGUCGGAAACAAACUGUCCCACCUUUUUGUUCCGAGCUCCCUUCUUCUUUCAAAGGAGAAAGACUCAGAGGAGCGGGACCCACCAGGGGCCGCAGCACAGAGCGGCCGAGAGCCCGUUGUGUACCGAAAAGAAGAGGACGAGAGGGUCGCCAAACCGCCCGAGAUAAAGAUACGCUUGAGGGCCGCAAAAGAAAACAAAGGUCACAUGCUCAAUAUUGCUAACCUCCUAACCCCUGAAAUAAGCAACACGGUGAAAACGCUGAAGACGGCUGGGUACUCUAGGCUUCAGGUGCUCUCCGCCCCAGACCGCAUGCCUCACUUCACCGUCCGCGACGUCAGGGAGAACAAGUGUAAGUUUCAGGCCCCCAUCUAUCACGUCAGAGACGUGCGCAAGUUGGUGAAAAGUUCCUAUGGAUUUGUCGCCGCCGAUAACGCCGAUAACAGAUGUCCUGCCUCCGCGCCGGCAGCGGCAGCAGAGGGGUCCGACGACACGGGCAAAAGAAACUCAAUCAAGCACGUGUCCCCCUCUCCGAUCUUCAUCAAAUGCAACUCGGUGAAAACAAACAGUGACGGCAAACCGGACCCGGCUACGGCGGAACCAUCGCCGCCCAAACCGCCGGAGGCCAGCCGGUUCUCCCCCAGAGGGGAGGGUUCCAUCUCACACUGGGCCGCCUACAAGGGGACCCCCGCCGCGGCCAAGCCUCCUCACCUCGACCCGCCGAGACAGGACCGACAGACGGGGGACGGCGGGGAGAGGAAGAACGACCCCAAGGUGCCCAACCAGGCGGCGCUGGAGAAGCUGCAGGCGGCGGUGAAGACCAUGGAGCAGCUCUACGUGUUCGACCGCAACGAGUGGAAGCGCAAGGGCCACGCCCCGCAGCCCGUCAGCAACAGCCACGUCCUGUCCCUCAUCGCCAGCGAGGAGCACGGCGCCGAGGAGGUCGCCGCGGCAACCGGGGGUCGGCGGUCGGGGGAGCCCGAUGCGAUCACGGGCGGCCGGGCGAACCCGUCGAUGAUCAAAACGGGAAGAGAGAAAGAGAGCAAGGGCAUCGUUUACGUCCCCAUGAACAGAGAUCCCGUCGGGGCGCAACCGCAGCUGAGCAAGACCUACUGUAAGAAGAGCGUGCUCCAUUUGGACCCCGGCAAGAGGCAGAGUCAGGACGUCCCCCCGGGUGCUCUGUCCCAGGCCUCCUGCACCCUCAAAAGCGCCAAGACGCAGGGGGCUCCGCAGUUAGUAAAGAUAGCGGUUCCUAAAGACCGGAGGCAGGUUGAACUGGUGAGGGCUGCCGACAGCGGUGCCACGGCGACGCCGUUCAACGUAGACCCCGGGAACUACCUGACCAUACCCAGGCAAGGGUACACCAGCGAGAUCAAACUGCUGCCCCCACCGCCCAACGCCACGGGCGAUUCCCCUGCCGCCCAGCCCCAGACGGUGGGUUCACCCAGCUCCCCGCUGGCCCUGCAGACCACCCAACCCCACCACGGGGAGUGUUCCUCCGCGUCCAUCUUCCACCACCACCAUCGUCACCACUCCCCGGCACCGCCAGCCCCAGGGCCGCCUCAGCCCCAUCUGCUCCGCCUCUCUCCCUCCGCCUCCCCCCCGUCCCCCUCCCGCGGCGGCGGCGGCGGCGACGCCGAGCAGCCCCCCGCCCCGCAGACCCAGCGCAAGAUGCUGCUGGACCUGACCACGGGCUUCUACUACCUGGUGGACACGCCCCUGCAGCCCGCCACCAAGCGGCUGUUCGACCCGGAGACGGGCCACUACGUGGACGUGCCCAUGUCCCACACCCCCGUCACACCCAUCCCCCUGUCACCACUGACGCUCAGCCCCGGGGUCUACACCCCCACCUACAUGAUGUACCCGGGGCCCAUCCCCCCCUCGCCCGUCCACGCCGACACCCCCGGCCUCCCGGAGGCGGGCCACACCGGCGGCCCGUCGAUCCCGCCCGCGCCGUCCUCGUCAUCAUCGUCCCGCCUGAAGCCCGGCCGGCAGCAGGAAGCGGGGGGAGCUGAGAGUCCGUAUUACAGCGCCACCGGGGAGGCCACAGACGAGCAUGUGCCCCCCCCUACGCACGUUAACGUGCCCAACCCCAGUCGCACGCACCUGCCCACGCUUCGACUUCCCGGGCCGGCGUCGGCGAUGGCGGGACGUGGCGGCGGCCGGGGCGGCGCCCAGAGGAAGCCAGUUAUCAGCAUCACAAGUCAACAACAACAGGGCCCCAGAAUCAUCGCCCCGCCCUCCUUCGACGGGACCACCAUGAGCUUUGUGGUGGAGCACCGGUGAGGCUCCCAGAGAACACAUUUUCGGACGUCUCCUCUGAAAAAAAGAAAAGACUAUUCAUUUGGCGUCCAUUCAACCAACCGCCAAUCAGAACGCCAACCUCCAAGUCAUGUUAUCAGACCGCCCCCCCCCUCCCCCUCUCAUCAACCAUACCGCCUCUUCAACCUCUAACGUCCCCAUGCUCUGUGUCCCCCCCCACUGCAUUCUGUAGGGUAAGGUUAUAAUAGGCCGCCCCCUCUCUGUGUGUCCUGCUCUAUAGAAGCUGCUUUGUCGAGUUUUCUACUCAGCUGUUCGUCUCUCACCUAGCCGUACACACACACACACACACACACACACACACACACACACACACACACACACACACACACACACACACACACACACACACACACACACACACACAGACACUGUUGGGUCACCGUGCGAUGUCAGUUCAAAAGGAAACAAAGGGACCACUUGUCUGCAUUGCACAAUUAUUUUGUAUUUUGUACAUUUCAAGAACAGAAAGAUGAGCGUGCCAAAGCGACGUCGCGGUGUGUCCUGUAUUAAACCGGCGUGACGUCCUUCCCCCAAUUACCUUUAUGUUGGCCAUCACGGGCCGAAGCACGUUCCUACUUUCUAGUUGAAGUACACGCACACCCCUUGGUAUUCUGUGUCAUGAAAAAAAGCUGCUAAUACCUGCACCACUGGACGUGAUGAACAUGUGAUGUUGGACGCACCGUCCCCCUGACGCCCACAACUGUUAUUGUUGUUAUGGCGAUGAGAGAAGAAGAAGAAGAAGACAGCGAAGGAUCGCACUCAGGCGUGUUGCCGUGGCCACACAGAGCUGGGACUCUUGCUGAGAGACGUUCUCAUAUGCGAAUAUGUAUCUAUAUAGAUCUAUAUGUAUAUAUAUAUGGAUAUCAGUAAUGCUCAACGUGUUUUGAGCCGGCCUGUGGCAAAGACAUGGAGGGGACGGCCUCCUCUAUUGGCGUGCUGCAGUGCUUGAUCCUGUGCCCACGGGGGGCACUGGGACGGAGCGGCCGCGAGGUGUGCUGUCUGUGUGAAUGUGUGAAGGUGUUUGUAGUUGGAAGAGUUAUGCAUGGCAUUCUGGCACGUACACAUGCAAAUACACAGGGGAGUCGCGUUACCCCGCUGGAGAAAGGAGCCACGCAGUAUCAAACGCAAGGAGAGAUGAGUGUAUCAGGGUGUGUGUGUGUCUGUGUGUGUGUGUGUGUGUGUGUGUGUGUGUGUGUGUGUGUGUGUGUGUGUGUGUGUGUGUGUGUGUGUGUGUGUGUGUGUGUGUGUCUCUCUAAAUGUACAAUGUGUGAACAUGCGUUAGGUCAUUGAACCUUUUAAUCUUUACGAUCUAUCCAUUGACAAUCGUAUUGUCUGUAGGUUUCAAGCAAGUCGAAGCACGCUAAAAUUAUCAACUGUUAUAAAUUCUGAUGCCGUUUUGUAAAUAAACGACUUGUGUAGAAGCAUAUUAUGUCAGUGAUUUGACUUGUUUCCUUUUAAAGUGAUUACUCGCAAUAGUGCAAUAACAGAUCCCUGUGUCGUUUAUAGUUUGAUUCUGUUUUAUUGAUUAACUAUCAGUCCGUUAUGUUCAUUCAGAUUGCUAUAAGGUUAGCGUGCUUAACAUAAACCAUGAUAGGUAUUUGGAUCUGCUGGUCAAUCCAUCUACCUUAAUUCUUCAAAUUGUUAUUUUGCCAUAACGUACUCGCAGAGAUGAUAUUAAAUAUUUGUUAUGGUGCAGUUAUUCGGACAUGGCCAGUCCUAUAUUUGACUCCUCGAUCAAUAAUAUAUAUCAAUAAAUUGUAAUUUAAAAUUGGACGUAUGAUUAUAUUCCUUGACUGAUACAAUAAUUUAAAUUUACGUCCAUAUUAAACUGUACUCGUCCCAUUGCCAUUGCAGAGCAGUGCAAAUUAUUUUGUGUAUUUAAAACGUGAGAGAAAAAAUUAUGAUAGUAAAACAAAAGAAUGACUAAAGUAUCCUCAGACGUGAAAUCUGAACCCAAAAAAGAUUAGUGUAGAGUCAAAAUAUACACUAGUAUAUCUCAUAUUAUACUAGUUUCAUUUAAUUAUUUAUUAUAUGUAAUUCCAUUGUGCAAACCUCACUUUAAGCUGCAUAGUGAAUCUCUUUCCUUUAAGAUGAAAAAAGGAUCCUAAAUGUAUUAUUUUUGUUUCUUUAUAGACACUUUAUAGACAGAUGUAAAUCAUAUUUACAUCUAGUAUUUUGUCACCAGCAAAUACAAACUAAUUAAAAAUAAUGACAGCAAAAACAUAGCAGUAUCACAUUAUGGGCCUUUGUUGUUCAGCUGAGACUGAAAUAUUCAUACCGUAUUACUUUCCCACAAAAAAUGCCAAACACUGGUAUAUUCUUUGAACCUAUGUUCUUUUGACCAUGCUCAAUAGGACAAUAUCAAAACCAAAAAAUUAAAAAGAUCUGCUUGUUUUUGAUACAAUUUGAAAAGAAAACUGAAAGUAGUUGAAUGUGAGAUGGCCUGAGCAUGGUUUAUGCAGAUGAUACAUGAAUGUGGAUUGCUUCCCCAAAGAGAGAGAACGAGAGAGACUUGUGAAGACAGAUAGACUAAAGGAAGUUUUUGUAUGUGUACAAGAAAGUGAUAUUUGGCAUACUGUAGGCCUGACAAGCCAACAGCUGUUUGAAAUAAAAUCUAAAUGCAGGCCAA